Messenger RNA from Lagopus muta (rock ptarmigan), 2110 nucleotides. RefSeq names its product ELAV like RNA binding protein 1 (gene ELAVL1). The record is from RefSeq and is a predicted model, not a curated record. NCBI's taxonomy places the organism in Eukaryota, Metazoa, Chordata, Aves, Galliformes, Phasianidae. The transcript has 7 exons. The coding region runs from base 550 to 1644 and encodes 364 amino acids. Gene Ontology annotation, cellular component: ribonucleoprotein complex. Gene Ontology annotation, molecular function: RNA binding.
CGGCUCGGUCCGUCUCGGCUCGGCUCUGCUCGGCUCGGCGCUGUCCGCCUCGGCUCGGCGCUGGGAUCCGUCCCGUUAGCCUUACCCGAUGUGAGCGCGGAGCCGGCAGAGCUGCGGGGUUUCCCGUCCUGCCGCGCAGCGCUAAGGCCGUGUGCGAUGUGCGGCUCCGUGCCGCCUGCCCGCUGCCCGCCGUGACCCGCCGGGCUGCCCAGCACCGCCCUGUGGAGGUGAUGCACGCGCUGUGCAGCUGAGCAUCAUAGGCUGAAAAGGACCGUCACGGUCAUCUGGUUCCAACCCGUGCUGUGUGCAGGAUUUAAGCUGCUCCUGGUGUGUUUUUACAGCAGAGGAGAUGGAGAUGAGCAGGUGCUCGUGGCUGUGUGCUCCUUUGCUGUUCUGGUUUCCUUCCCAUCACUGGCAGUGGUUUCUCUUUUGGCCUCAAGCCCUUCUUGCUCUGAGUGCCACCACAAGCACUGGGAGCAGCACUGGCUGUAUGGCGGUGGGCGAGGAUCACUGAGAGGAGCUUAGAAGGGUUCUGAGAUACGUUAUAAGAUGUCUAAUGGUUAUGAAGAUCACAUGGCUGAAGAUUGCAGAGAUGACAUCGGCAGAACAAAUCUCAUUGUGAACUACCUCCCCCAGAACAUGACGCAGGAUGAGCUGCGGAGCCUAUUCAGCAGUAUCGGCGAAGUUGAAUCUGCAAAGCUGAUUCGGGACAAAGUUGCAGGACACAGCUUAGGCUAUGGUUUUGUGAACUACGUUACUGCAAAGGAUGCAGAAAGAGCAAUAAACACACUGAACGGCCUCAGACUGCAGUCAAAAACUAUCAAGGUCUCCUAUGCUCGUCCAAGUUCUGAAGUUAUCAAGGACGCUAAUUUAUACAUCAGUGGGCUCCCGAGGUCGAUGACACAGAAGGAUGUAGAAGAUAUGUUCUCACGUUUUGGACGCAUCAUCAAUUCCCGUGUGCUCGUGGAUCAAACCACAGGUUUAUCCAGAGGGGUCGCAUUUAUCCGGUUUGACAAAAGGUCAGAAGCAGAAGAGGCAAUUACAAAUUUCAAUGGUCACAAACCCCCAGGUUCCUCCGAACCCAUCACGGUGAAGUUUGCAGCCAAUCCCAACCAGAACAAAAACGUGGCACUGUUGUCCCAGCUGUGUCAUUCACCAGCGAGGCGGUUCGGAGGGCCGGUCCACCACCAGGCGCAGAGAUUCAGGUCAGCAGAGAAUCAGGAUCUGCCACCGCCAUGUCCUUGGCAGAGAGCAGCACGUGUACCGCAUUUAAGUGGUUUGCAUAUCACCAGUGGUACACCACAGUUUGGGAACCCCUGGUUCUCUCCUAUGGGUGUAGAUCACAUGAGUGGGCUUUCUGGUGUAAAUGUUCCAGGAAACGCAUCUUCUGGCUGGUGUAUCUUCAUCUACAACCUUGGUCAAGAUGCUGAUGAGGGAAUCCUCUGGCAGAUGUUUGGCCCCUUUGGUGCGGUUACCAAUGUGAAAGUUAUUCGGGAUUUCAACACCAACAAGUGCAAAGGUUUUGGUUUUGUGACCAUGACAAACUAUGAAGAAGCUGCAAUGGCCAUAGCAAGUCUUAAUGGCUACCGCCUGGGGGACAAAAUCUUACAGGUUUCCUUCAAAACCAACAAGUCCCACAAAUAACUUGCUCGUGCUUUUUGUAUGGAAUAGAUAAUGGAGUGACAGAAGUUGAAACAUUUUUGUUAGUGUAAAACUCAUUUUGCGCCAAUUUUCACAAGUGUUUGUCUUAGUCUAAAUGAGAAGUGGAAAAGGUUUUAUAUUCUGGGAUGCAACUGACAUGUUCAAAUGUUUGAAAUCCCACAAUGUUAGACCAAUUUUAAGUUGCUUUAAGUUAUUUCAUUUAAAAACAUGUUAAAAAAAACAUAAUAAUAAUAACAACCCCCUGAAAUCUGAAGUAGAUUGCAUUUAACUAGACCCUCUGGAUGGUGGUAAAAUUGAAGCAUGCUUUCACUUAUGAGACUAACAUUUGUUCCAUUGAAUGUUGUCUGCAAAAACUGGAAUCUCUUCUAAAAACUAUCAGGCUGAAUUAAUGGAUUUGCUUGUUUCUCAUGUUGUUGUUUUUCUCACCCAUUCUCUGCCCCCCCCCCCC